AUGCGGUUUCUGCUCCUAGCUUUCCUCUUCUUCCUUCUCAGGACAGAAGGAGAAGAUUCUGUUUCUGUCUUGAAGAGUAAGAGCCAUGAAACAGCCCUCCUUGGGGACAAUAUAACCCUGAAAUGUAACCUGACCAUCACUAGUGCAACUGUUCUGCAGAUUACCUGGCAGAAGCUGAAAGGAUUUAUGCCAGAAAACAUAGGCACCUACAGCAUCAUGUAUGGUGAAAAAAUUCACCCCCCCUAUAACAAAGAGUUUCACUACAAGAGUUCAGAGCUGACAUCAUCAAGCGUGACAAUAUAUAAUGUGACUUUGGAGGAUGAAGCAUGUUACAAAUGUCUCUUCAAUGUUUUUCCAAAUGGUAUCCAUGGAGGACAGAUCUGCUUCAGUGUGCAGUAUGUGUCUGAAUUAAAAACUGAGCUCCUGUCUCAUCCCAUCAUCGAGGGAAUUGUUAUAGUCAUCUGCUCAGCUACAGGAAAGCCUGCCCCUCAGAUCACCCUCUCCAGUGAGAGGGUAUUGAUAGGAUCACCUAAUGCAUCCAUUGACCGGAAUCCAGAUGGCACAGCUACUGUCACUCAAUGGUAUAAUAUCUCUCUGAAAGCCAUGAGAUCCUUGAAACUUCAGAAUGUGUCCUGUAACAUGGAUCAUCCUCAAAGGAAGGAAAAAAUACUUGUUUCUCUUCCUCAGGAACUAGACUGUAAGUAAAAAGUGGGAGACCAACAAGGUGAAAUUCAGAUUGAAAUAUUUGUGGGUCAUGUCUUUUAG
This is a messenger RNA of Gracilinanus agilis (Agile Gracile Mouse Opossum), 765 nucleotides long. RefSeq names its product OX-2 membrane glycoprotein-like. NCBI's taxonomy places the organism in Eukaryota, Metazoa, Chordata, Mammalia, Didelphimorphia, Didelphidae. The transcript has 3 exons. The record is from RefSeq and is a predicted model, not a curated record. Gene Ontology annotation, molecular function: cell-cell adhesion mediator activity.